GUGAGUCCGGAAGUGACGUGAUGGAGGACGCAGGCGCGAUGCGGAGCUGAUAGUAUCCGGGUGUCCUGCGGGAGGAUGGCGGCCGAUCAGGUGUGAAGAGCCCGGCAGAGAGAUCUGAGCCGACGGUAUCCCAGCGACGCUGCCGCCAUGUCAGCCGCCGGCAGUAAGAGAGCCUCAGGAGACAACAGCUCCGGGCCCUCGGAGAAGAAACCCAAUCGCGAUGAGAAGACGACAACCACUCUCAUCGAACCCAUCCGUCUGGGGGGCAUUUCCUCCACGGAGGAGAUGGAUAUGAAAGUCUUGCAGUUUAAGAACAAGAAACUUGCAGAGCGCCUGGAGCAACGGCAGGGCUUCGAGGACGAACUCCGGGAGAAAAUAGAGAAGCUGGAAAAAAGACAAGCCACGGACGAUGCUACCCUGCUGAUAGUGAACCGCUACUGGAGCCGGCUCGAUGAAGAUGUGCAGUUACUGCUGAAGAGAUGCGACUCUGCGCCGUCCUCCCAGAGCGCGGGAGAAGAUGUCCGCCCCGAGGAGAAGGAUAAUUCCAUGGAGACGGAGCCUGCAGAAGAAGUGCCACAGCCCCCGCCUGGGACAGAUGAAAGCAAAGCCUCAGGCGCCUCCACUGCCUCUCCUUCGUCUGGGGGGCUUCCAGAAUCCUCCCUGAGUUUCCUAGCCACUCUGGCAUUUAGUACCACAGAGGAGAUUGAGCUGCAGCUGCAGGAGCGCAUGGAAUUCAGCAAGAGGGCCGUAUCCUGUGUACUGGAAACGUCUAGCAGGCUUCACCGGCGCAUGGAGGACCUGUGCGGCCGCAUCCGCAGCGGUGAAGACUUCGAACAGGUAGACGAAGCCCUUCGAUUGCUGAACAAGGAGUUAAUUAGUGAGAAUCGCAGACUGCAGGACCUGGCUACAGUGCUGCAGGAGAAGCAUCACCGCAUCUCCCUGCAGCACCAUGAACUGCAGGACCGGGUCACGUCUUCUGAGACCAAAGUGUCUGAAAUGGAGAGGAGCAUUGAAGAUCUUCAGUGGGAUAUCGAGAAACUGCGCAAGCAUGAGCAGAAACUCAAUCGGCACCUGGCAGAAGCUCUGGAGCAGCUGAAUUCGGGAUACCACGUGUCGGGCAGCUCUGGAAGUUUCCAGGGAGGACAGACAACCCUCACAGUUCAGAAGUUCGAAAUGUUAAAUGCAGAGCUGGAGCAGAAUCAAGAGCUGGCCAAUAACCGAAUGUGUGAGCUGGAGAAGCUGCAGAAUGAGUUGCAGGCUGCCGUCCGGCUGAAAGAGAAGCUCAAGCUGGACCUGAGAACACUGCCGGAGGAAGCUGUACGGGGUACGCAGGAUUUCCGCUGUCUGCAGUCUCAGUUCUCUGUCCUGUACAACGAGUCCCUACAGGUGAAGACCCAGCUGGACGAAGCCCGCGCUCUCCUUCUCAGCACCAAGAACAGCCACUUGCGACAGAUCGAGCGCAUGGAGAGCGAGGAGCUUUCAGUCCAGAAGAAGCUGCGCACGGAGGUUAUUCAGCUGGAGGACACGCUCGCCCAGGUGCGCAAAGAGUAUGAAAUGCUGAGGAUUGAGUUUGAGCAGAACCUGGCCGCCAACGAACAAGCUGGUCCCAUUAAUCGAGAGAUGCGUCAUCUUAUUGCAAGUCUCCAGAAUCACAACCACCAACUUAAGGGAGAUGUCCAGAGAUACAAGCGCAAGGUGCGGGACGCCCAAAGCGAGGUGAGCAAGAUGCGUUUGCAGAUGGGGGGUGCUCUGUGCCCGUCUGCUGGCCCUACAGCAGGCGAUGCUGCAGCUACGGUUGUAAAAGAAGAAGAGCCUGACGUGAAGAAGGAGGCCUUGGGGACACCAGUCAGGGACCCCGAAACUCCCUCUACCCCCGAGGUGAAAAAGGAAGAAGACGAACCAAAGAGAGAACCUGAGCGAGGAAAAGCCAGAGACCGUGAUUCAGAGAGAGAGCGUGAAAAGGAGCGAGACAAAGAGAGAGAGCGCGAGAGAGACAAACAGAAAGCAGAGGACACCAAGCGCAAAGACUCUGAUAUUCUGAAGCAGCUGCGAGUGGAGCUGAAAAAGGCUCAGGAAAGCCAGAAGGAGAUGAAGUUGCUCCUGGAUAUGUACAAAUCUGCCCCCAAGGAACAGAGAGACAAAGUCCAGCUGAUGGCAGCAGAGAAGAAGACCAAGGCUGAGGUGGAGGAGUUGCGAGUUCGGAUACAGGCUCUUGAGGAGAAAGACCGGAGGGAGAGGAAGAAGCUGGCCGAUGAGGAAGCUCUGCGGAAAAUCAAAAUGGCUGAAGAGCAGAUCGAGCAUCUUCAAAGGAAGCUCAGCGCCACCAAACAGGAGGAGGAGGCUCUGCUUUCUGAGAUGGAUGUGACGGGACAGGCGUUCGAGGACAUGCAGGAGCAGAACACGCGAUUAAUGCAGCAGCUCCGGGAGAAAGACGACGCGAACUUCAAGCUCAUGUCCGAAAGAAUCAAAUCCAAUCAGAUUCACAAACUGCUCCGAGAAGAGAAGGAGGAACUGGCAGAGCAGGUCCAGGGCCUCAAAACACAGGUGGAUGCUCAGCUGUUACAGGUGCAGAAGCUGGAGGAGCGCGAACGUCUCUUACACACGUCUCUGGCCUCCAUAGAGAAGGAGCUCACCCUGAGGACCCAGGCCUUGGAGCUGCACAAGAGGAAGGCGGUAGAAGCUGCUCAGCUCGCAGAGGACCUAAAAGUGCAGCUCGAGCACAUUGUCAGCACCUUGAAAGACACCCAGAGCUUUGUGUGCGACAACCGUUCAGCCAAAGAGAAGGAGUCCUUCAGUCUGAAGAGGGCGCAGGAAGAGAUCUCGCGGCUGCGCAGGAAGCUGGAGAAGCAGAAGAAGAUGGAGGUUUAUGCGGACGCCGACCAAAUCCUCCAGGAGGAGAUUAAGGAGUACAGGGCUCGCCUCACGUGUCCGUGCUGCAACACGCGGAAGAAAGAUGCCGUCCUUACCAAGUGUUUCCAUGUUUUCUGCUUCGAGUGCGUGAAGACGCGAUACGACUCCCGCCAGCGCAAAUGCCCCAAAUGUAACGCCGCUUUUGGGGCCCAUGACUUCCAUCGGAUUUACAUCAACUAGUGGCCUGUGGAAGGUUAGGGUUCACACCGGCCCCUGGGUACCAGGCACCCGACGUAGCGAUCCCACAGCAACAUGGGGAACCCACAUGGACUGCUGACCGCUGUGGGAUUUGUCUGUUUAAUAUGGACAAUAAAGAGACUGAAUUCUA
This is a messenger RNA of Spea bombifrons (plains spadefoot toad), 3238 nucleotides long. RefSeq names its product ring finger protein 40 (gene RNF40). The transcript is spliced from 20 exons. NCBI's taxonomy places the organism in Eukaryota, Metazoa, Chordata, Amphibia, Anura, Pelobatidae. Bases 148 to 3090 code for a protein of 980 amino acids. The record is from RefSeq and is a predicted model, not a curated record. Gene Ontology annotation, molecular function: ubiquitin protein ligase activity; metal ion binding. Gene Ontology annotation, cellular component: HULC complex; nucleus.